CACAAAUAUAGAGCCGCUCUGCAAGCAGCAAGACCCCUUUCCUUCUACUUGCUCCUCUUCCUUCCCAGCACUUUGUACCCCCGAUUCUCGCUCUUCCGAAGAACUAUGGCGUCUCACAUUGUUGGAUACCCCCGUAUGGGUCCCAAGAGAGAGUUGAAAUUUGCUCUUGAAUCCUUUUGGGAUGGCAAGAGCAGUGACCAGGAGUUGCAGAAGGUGGCAGCUGACCUCAGGACUUCCAUCUGGAAGCAGAUGGCUGAUGCUGGCAUCAAGUUCAUCCCCAGCAAUACAUUCUCUUACUAUGAUCAGGUUCUUGACACAACUGCAAUGCUUGGUGCAGUCCCCUCAAGGUACAAAUGGACUGGUGUUGAGAUUGGAUUCGAUACUUAUUUCUCCAUGGCCAGAGGAAAUGCCUCCGUGCCUGCUAUGGAAAUGACCAAGUGGUUUGACACCAACUACCACUUCAUUGUCCCUGAAUUGGGACCCGAUGUGAAGUUCUCCUAUGCUUCUCGCAAGGCAGUGGAUGAAUACAAGGAGGCUAAGUUGCUUGGUGUAGAUACAGUUCCAGUACUUAUUGGCCCUGUCACAUACUUGUUACUCUCAAAACCUGCCAAGGGUGUUGAGAAAACUUUCCCUCUUCUUUCUCUUCUUGACAAAAUCCUUCCUAUCUACAAGGAAGUAAUUGACGAAUUGAAGGCAGCUGGUGCUUCAUGGAUUCAGUUUGAUGAUCCUACCCUAGUGUUAGACCUUGAAUCUCACCAACUGGAAGCAUUCACAAAGGCCUAUACUGAACUGGAAUCAUCCCUAUCUGGCCUUAAUGUUCUUAUUGAGACCUACUUUGCUGAUGUCCCUGCAGAAGCAUUCAAAACCCUUACUGCUCUAAAGGGAGUUAGCGCAUUUGGUUUUGACUUGGUUCGUGGAACUAAGACUCUAGAUCUGAUAAAGGGUGGAUUCCCAUCAGGCAAGUACCUAUUUGCAGGAUUGGUUGAUGGAAGGAACAUUUGGGCAAAUGAUCUGGCUUCAUCUCUCAGCAUCCUGCAAACUCUGGAAGGCGUUGUAGGAAAAGACAAGCUUGUGGUCUCCACGUCUAGUUCACUUCUCCACACUGCUGUUGAUCUCAUCAAUGAAACUAAGUUGGACGCAGAAAUUAAAUCAUGGCUUGCUUUUGCUGCCCAAAAGGUUGUUGAAGUAAAUGCAUUGGCAAAGGCAUUGGCUGGUCACAAGGACGAGGCAUUCUUUUCUGCUAAUGCUGAAGCUCAGGCUUCUAGGAAAUCCUCUCCCAGGGUGACUAAUGAAGCUGUCCAGAAGGCUGCUGCUGCUUUGAAGGGUUCUGUCCACCGACGUGCUACAAAUGUUAGUGCUAGGCUAGCCACCCAACGAAAGAAUCUUAACCUUCCUAUUCAACUAAGCACCACUAUUGGUUCAUUCCCUCAGACCAUUGAACACAGAAGAGUUUGCAGUGAAUACAUGGCUGAGAAGAUCUCGGAGGAGGAAUAUGUUAAUGCCAUCAAAGAGGAAAUCAGCAAAGUUAUCAAGAUCCAGGAAGAGCUUGAUAUUAAUGUUCUGGUUCAUGGAGAACCCAAGAGGAACGAUAUGGUUGAGUACUUCGGAGAGCAAUUGUCUGGUUUUGCCUUCACUGAUAAUGGGUGGGUGCAAUCUUACGGAUCUCGCUGUGUGAAGCCGCCAAUCAUUUAUGGUGAUGUGAGUCGUCCCAAGCCAAUAACUGUCUUCUGGUCCACUGUUGCCCAGAGCAUGACCAAGCGCCUGAUGAAGGGAAUGCUCACUGGCCCUGUUACCAUUCUCAACUCGUCUUUUGUUCGAAAUGACCAGCCAAGAUUUGAAACUUGCUAUCAGAUUGCUCUGGCCAUUAAGGAUGAAGUAGAGGAUCUUGAGAAGGCAGGCAUCACCGUUAUCCAAAUUGAUGAGGCUGCAUUGAGAGAAGGCUUGCCCCUUAGGAAGUCCGAGCAUGCUUUCUACUUGGAUUGGGCCGUCCACUCGUUCAGAAUCACGAAUGUCGGCGUUCAGGACACGACCCAGAUCCACACCCACAUGUGCUACUCUAACUUCAAUGGCAUCAGCCACUCUAUUAUUGAUAUGGACGCUGAUGUGAUCACCAUUGAGAUCUCUCGUUCUGACGAGAAGCCCCGAUCUGUCUUCGGCAAGGGAGUGAAGUAUGGUACUGGAAUUUUCCCAGGUGUUCACGAUAUCCGCUCCCCCAGAAUAAAAUCAACGGAAGAAUUUACUGACAGAUUUAACAAGAUGCUUGCAGGGCUCGAACCCAAAAUCUUGUGGUUCAACUCCGCUAUGGUCUCAAGAUUGGCAAAAAUUCCAGAACGACCUGAUGCCAAUAGAGAUGUAGAGAAGAAGCUUCUAUACUUGCAAAAGACAGUCACGGACUUGGGAGCAGUGCUGGAUGCUCAAGGAGACGUGAUCUAUAAUAUUGAAUCACAGGUUUCAUCUGCAGUCGACUAUGUGCAAUCCGGUAAUGCUGCUCUUCAAAAAAAAAUAUCCUUGGACAUGCCUGCAUUGGUGGAUGCUCAAGGAGAUGUGAUCUAUAAUAUUGAAUCACAGGUUUCUUCGGUAAUCAACCAUGUGCAAUCAGAUAACACUGCGCUUCAGAGAGCAACAAGUUUACAGAGAAACUCAAGGAAAUGGAUGUGCAUUGCUAUCAUCAGUCUCCUUAUUAUCUUCACAGUAAUCGUUGUGGUUGGUGCUUAGCUAUUCACCACACCAUAUAUUAUAUGAACACAGAGGAUACUUCAAGGUAAAGCAUACUUGGCCUGUCAAUUGUUAAGAACUGCAGUGACAUCGUUUGGUUGAAAUUUUGGCAACACAAUGUCGUUUUCAUAUCUUGAAAAUAAGCUCCUAUUGCAUGGAAAUCA
Messenger RNA from Olea europaea var. sylvestris, 2879 nucleotides. RefSeq names its product 5-methyltetrahydropteroyltriglutamate--homocysteine methyltransferase-like. The record is from RefSeq and is a predicted model, not a curated record. NCBI's taxonomy places the organism in Eukaryota, Viridiplantae, Streptophyta, Magnoliopsida, Lamiales, Oleaceae. Gene Ontology annotation, molecular function: zinc ion binding; 5-methyltetrahydropteroyltriglutamate-homocysteine S-methyltransferase activity. The transcript is spliced from 17 exons. The coding region runs from base 106 to 2715 and encodes 869 amino acids.